Molecule: messenger RNA, 4124 nt
Organism: Mercenaria mercenaria
Lineage: Eukaryota; Metazoa; Mollusca; Bivalvia; Venerida; Veneridae
Exons: 4
Coding region: 104-718 (204 amino acids)
Source: RefSeq, a predicted model, not a curated record
UUUGGUAAUACCAACACGUGUGAAACAAACUGAAACAUUUAAAUUCUUUUCUUUGUCUUUAAGUUAGUAGUAGAAAGGUGAUUUUGUUCAUUUCAAGAUUAUAAUGAAUCUGGCAAGAACAAUAUAUGAAGAUUUAAGAGAAAAUUUUAGUCAGUUUUGUAGCUGCACCACGCUAAACUGGCAGAAGGCGUGUGUCGCUACAUGUACCGCCAUUCUCCUACCAGCAUCCUUUGUCCUCCAGAUGACGGCGUUUAUAAUUGACAAUUGGGCCGUUUCAGACAAUGACGAAUUGGCUUGUAUGAACACGGAUCAACCGAAUGCAUCCAUUUGUGGUCUUGGAAUCACUGUUUGUUCCGUACAAUUCUUGCUUGUUUGUUUUGGCUUUGGACUGUGUGUCCGGUCAUGUAUUGGCGGCCGGUUUGAUCUUCAGUCAUGCAGCAUUUGCUACGUGUGUUUUAUUCCAACAAUCAACCUUGUACAAGGGAUUCUAAGUUUGGCCUUAUGCAUGAUAACUGUAAUCUUUGUAUCGGGUAACAGACAAUACGAAUACACGUAUGGCAUUUCGUUCUAUAUGUUUCUUACUAAUGGAUGUACCACCAUUGUAGUGUCACUAGCAUCAGUGUGUGGAUACUUAUGUAAGAUUAGACACGAUUAUGAACAUCAGAUCGGCAGUGAUGAGGCCGAAGGGGAGGCGACGCCUAUAUUACCGGCAGUGUGACAACGCACUAGGCCAUAUACGGCAGUAUACCAUACAUAAGGCUUACUGCCGCACUGAUGUCGAUAUUUGGAAAGUAUUUGCAGUGUGUUUUAACUUACUUUUUAUACAACUAGAUAUGCUGAGGGAAUCAAAAGCUUACCAACACAAUUCUGACAUAUAGAGAAUAUUAGGUUACUGUCUUAUACAUUUAAAAUUAAGUGAGUCGGAGAAAAUAUAAAAGUCGAGGCUCUGCCGAGACUUUUAUUUUUUUGUAGACGAACUUAAUAAAUUUAAAUUUGAAUUUAUAAGACAGUAACCUAAUGUUCUAUUUAUCCUACCUUCUGAUCUAAAAUCAUUCUUUAAUUAAAAUUCAAAAUUUACCACCAACUAGAUCUGAGUCUGUCUUGCACAUAAAUUAAUACGCCCCACCAUUACACAAACAGGACUUUAAAAUAAAAUAAUUAUAAAAUAAGAGCCGAAAAACAAAGGCUAACCUUGCCCUGCUUUGUGUCUGACUUCUCUGUACUGCUGAACAUUAAAGAAUAAUUUUAAUUUGCUGCCAAGUGAAGUUUUGUCCGAAGUUCAGUUGAAUGUCGGAUUGCCCAUCCUCACCAAGCAAACGACUGACGAGACUUAUAUACACGCCAUAUCGCCGCUUGACAAAACAAAUAGGCAAACAGUUUCCUUGGUGAUUUCAUUCAAUAACACUCCAUUACAGAUGCAAUAUAUUCCUAGAUUGAAGUGUCGAAAGCUAAAAAUCUGAACAAACGCUAUACAUGAGUCACUUUCCGUUUCUCCGAGCGUUUCCGUUAUAAAAAGUACGGUAUGUAUACACUAUACAUUUGUGACAGGGUCUCACGUACCUAAUUAAAGCGCGUUUAUGAAAAUAAUUGCAUAAAUAUGUCUUUUUAGCAGUUAUUCUCGAAAACAAGAUGGCGUCGUUUAAAAAAAAAUCCAAAAAGUAGUCCGCCAAGCUUUAUUUAGUCACUUACCAGAUAAAGCAAAAUUUAUCUGACCCCUUGAUUUUUGCCUUUAUUUUGCAUGAAGGUAGGAUAAAUGAACCUGUCCGGCCUUUUGGAAUUAUCGGUGUCACUGAGUAUAAUUCUCAGUAUGUAAAUCAGGAAAUCCUAUUAUAGUAAAAGAUCAUGUUCUGCUACGGUUUAAGGAAAGGGCAUAUAAGAGAAAUAGUUUGCCAAAACCUCUGAAUCAAUACUACCCUGUUGAUUUUUUGAAGGCCAGCUAGAAUAAAACAGUUCACAAUAUAGAAACUGUUACUUUUGUGCGCUAUGAAAAAAAAGAUACGAGAACCUCCUCGUGUUAGCGUAAUGUAAAUAUAUACAGGAAUAUCAAUCCUAAAACACACGUAUGUGAAUUUGAUGAGAUUAAUCAAUGGAGUAACCUCAAACUGGGGAAGGGCCAAUGUGAGGCCCAUCCACAUCCUCCGUCCGCCUUAAAAUCAUGGCAUUAAAUUUGACGAUAUAAACAUAUUGCGUAAGAUUUACUUUAAUGACAUUCAUAUUUACUUGUGUGAAGACUGUCCUAAUUCUUAUAAAUUUUCCCUGUCAUUUCAUUAAAUUUGCUGUAACAUGGAAUUUAUUUGCUAUUUGAAUAAUUUAAAUUUGUAUUGAAUCCAGAAAAUUAUGCAGUGUGGAUGUCAUAGCAAACUUAAACUGAAUAAUUUGAUUGAACGUCUAUUUCUAUACAAUGACAUAUUCAAUGGCAUAAUACAUAAUAAUACUUAUAUAAUAAUAAUGAUAAUAAUGUUUAUAUUAGAAAUGAUAAUAAUAACAAUGAAAAUGAUGAUGAUGAUGGUAAUAACUUCGUUUAAACAAACAAGCAUGACCACAUCCUGGACCAAGAUGCCACUUUACCCCUAUUGUCGAAUAGCAAUGCAUACAGCCUUACAUGGUACGACCAAACAGGCUGCACAUUGAGGUUCAAAACUCUUGGAUAAUGGUGACAUCACUUAUUAUUUAAAAUCAAAGAAAUACUACACAAUAGCCUACCCACAGAGCCUGUACCAGCAAUGGUGACAUCACUUAUUAUUUAAAAUAAAAGAAAUACUACACAAUAUCCUACCCACAGAGCCUGUACCAGCAAGUAAACUAAACUUUAACAAACCUUGAAUAUAUCAAUGUUGAAAUGUUGUUAUCGCAUAUAAAACAAUUAUCAAAAAUUCUGGAGUGUCUGAAAUACAGUGUCUUAAGAUUGUUUUAAUAUAUCAAGUAAUUUGCUUAUGCAUAGUUCUAACGGCAGUUCAUUCCACAGGUUUGGACCUAUAGUACAGAAACUAUCAUUAAAUGUUUGGCAAUUGCAGUAUGGAACAACAUAAUGACAUUUAGAAUUUUCUAACGAUCCCAAACCAUAGGUGCUCUGCCAAAGUGACAGCUAUACAUGAAAAAAAGUAAUAUUAACUCCUUGCUUUCACCUAUGUAAGUCAUACAAUGCUUGUUUGGAACUAUCAAAUAUUUUCCUGUUAAGGACAAGUUUUGUACAGAUGCUUGUAAAGGUAAAAGUAGAAACAAGUGAAUAGGGAAGAAACGGGGCAUUUGAUCAAUAUCAAGAAUGAAUAGAAGGUAGUCUGAAGGCCUACGGAAAUAAUGUGAUACAAUGCACCAAGCUAAAGCCUACGCUUACAUCCAUUUGCUUGCAACAGAACUAGUCCAAGCGUUUUUAUAUUUCAAAGAUAUGGUGGCGUGGCAAACAAGAAGCCAAAGGACUUUUGUAUAAUUUUUACUAUUUACUUCUUGCCACUUCCUCCCCCUUUAUAUAUGUUUGGCAUAAAUUCAUAUAUACUUGUUAGAUUUUUUUAAGCAACCCGUCUGUAAUAUUUUUCCAUUACGGCUUCUUUUUGUUGUCGGCCUACUUUGCUAACUGACUGAUUCUGGCCCCAACUUCCCAACCCCUAGUACAUAUCUAUACCUGGAUAAUAGACAGUAAAGUGGGGAACUGACUGGCUGACUUCUUUCCUAUAGUACGCAUGUUUUUCGAACGAAUAUUUCAAAAGUGAAUCAGAAAGAAAACAAAUAAAGAACGAAUGCUACUGCUCAUUACACAUUAUGCAUUACUUAUCCAACGAAUGUUCGAACACAUGCCGUGAUUUUUAGACAAAUUGAUCAGUGUUUAACAAUUACUUCCUCAUUGAAAUGUUUACACAUGGAGAUUAAAUUAGAAAAAAGUGGAAACUUCACAGGUCACCCAACACGACAAAAACGAAAAUGUUGCAGGCUCGGUUUGAUUGAACCUAUUCAUGGACGGUAGUGGAAAUGCACGCUACCGUCCACGCCCUCUAACCCCGGGUUGACCAGAACUCAACAUUUACACAUGCUAAAAGUACAAAAAGCAAUUUAGAGACAUCUGCAGAUGUAUUCACAUCCGCAGAUGUAUUCAAACGGCGGUGAACCUGGAACCUUCAAUGAUACACGUG